CAUAUUGUGCGAGUACAUCCUCUUGUCCAGCAGGGAGCGGAAAACUGUCCUUGCAACAUGGUUCCCUCUCUCCAGCGCACAGACCGGCAGCAGCCCCAUCCAACGGGCAGCCAACUGGAGCCCUGAAACUACCCGAGGAGGAGGGGAGAAAGAGAGAGAGAGAGAGAGAAAGAGAGAGAGUGUGUGUGUGAGAGAGAGAGAGAGAGGGAGGGAGAGUGACAUGAGAAAGCAUCACCUUGUCUCCGCAACAACGUCAGACUCCACAUUUUGUGGAUGAACACAUAGGAUUGUGAGACUGAACCUGGGGCGACUGAAGUAUUCUAAAUACUACUGUCAGUAGUAUUUCUCCACCAUUUUAUUUAUAGGAAUUCACGUGAUUCCAUACAACAGUAGAACACUAUUAGAAGUGGCUAUACGGUGAGAAAUUGUCCCUGGAUCGCCUGGUGGACUGAAGCCUGAGGAAGGUUCGCUCCGGGUAACUGCGUUGAGCUCGACUGGACUGCACUUCCGGGAGGACUGUGUGAGGACAGUGACUGGACUUAUCGCCGGACGGAAUCACAGGACCCUAGAUAGGGACAAGAGACACGGGCGAGAAGAAAGGGGUAUUGCGAGGAGAACAGGAGUCUAUGCGGAGAGAGGGAGAGAGAGAGAGAAGGAGAGAGAGAAAGAGAGAGAGAAGAGAAGACACCAGAGGGACAAAUGACUGACCUGCCCCCUCGGAACUCUAUGUGGAUUGACCCUCUGAAAUCCAUGUGAUCAACACACACCCACGAAACACAAAGAACUGGGAAAGUCACUCCUCGUCCUUAGCCAGAGUUCACUGACUGCUCCAUCGGUAAUUUAUCCAGUGUGCUCCUCGUGGGAGCUCCAACACUUGGUAACACAGGAGUCAACACACACACACACACACACACACACACACACACACACACACACGCAUGUUAGUGACUCCCUCCUGCUCUCUGUGAUUCUCCUCCCCAGAGGUCUUUGGCUCGGGGCGAGCAGGUGUCAGCGCACAGCGCACCGCACGCGCCUGCUCCUGAUUGGUCCGAUUAAUGUGCGCUCAGACGCUCUCCCGCCACCACCACCAUUUUGGAUGUGACCAUGUGGGCUGAGGCCGGCGGUGCGGGCGGAGCGACUCGGCCCAUGUGACCUCCCCCUCCUGCCCCCUCACAGCUGGGAGGGAAAGCGUCUUGGACACCAACAGACAGAGCAAUUUACACCCAACGCUCAGACAGAAGGAGUGUGUGUUGACCCCAGACUUGGGUUCGCCAGGGGAGCUAAUCAGCCCAUCAGGAGUCGCAACACACACACACACACACACACACAGACACACAGGAGGCCGAAGGUCUGCGUCUGAGCGAGUGUGAGUGACCAGGAGUGGGCCGCCAUCGAGAGGGAGCGGGAGAGGGCCGGCACUGGCCACCCGGAGGAGUUCCACCAUGAUGGAGAAGCUGGAGCUCGGUGUUGCGGCGGUGUCGGUGGCGGUGUCCGCCGCCCGCUCCCCGAGCCCCCAGGUCUGCUCCGUGCUGCUGUCGCCCCUCUCGCCCCCUCCGGCGCCGCGCAGCGUCCAGCGACUGCCCAGCGAGCCCAGCAGCAACAGCGGAGACGGCGGGAGUCCGCCGACGGCUAAUGGCGGAGGGAGCCGGGGAGACGCGCAAGAUGGCCGCGCAGGCGCCCAGUCGUCCACACCUGAGCCCGUUGCCGUGGCGAUGGACGAGAGGGAGAAGAAAGAGGAGGAGGAGAAGAAGGUGGUGGAGGAGCUGGACAGGAAGGAGGGAGAUAUGGACACUCAGCCUGACGCCUCGGAGCCGACGACGACAACGCCACCUUCUCAUCCUCCUCAUCCUCCCCCUCUUCCUCCACCUCCUCCCCCACCCAGCCUUGUGCCUUUCACAGCCGAGCCAAAGGUGACUGUAACCUCCCCCCACAGUCGCACAAUGACCCCCACCUCCACCCACACCCCCACCUCCUCCACCUCCUCCUCACCCUCGUUGUCCACCCCAUCCCUGGCACCAGCCUCUUUCCCCCUCCCGCCCAACAUCCCGGUCAUCAGCCUGGGCCACAGCAAGCCUCCGCUGCCCCCUCUCCGCCUGCCCCCCCCGCAGCUGACCACCCUCCACCCCAUCCCCAACCUCCCUCACGGGCCCCUGGACGGUCGCCUCACCCAGCUCACCGCCCUGCCUGGAUCCAACGCUGCUGCCGGGUCCGCCACCGGCAUGCUCCCCUCUGGACCCAUGCUGCCCGGGGGGUACCACCUCCUCAACAGUUCCUUCCUGGGUCCACCUGGCGGUUUUGGGAUCUUUGGUAAUAACCGCAUCAAGAGGAGACCAUCAUCCCAUUUUGAAAUGGAGCUCCCUGAUGCGGGGCCUCCCCAGAAGCUGGCCCGGCGGGUGUUCACCAACAGCCGUGAGCGCUGGCGGCAGCAGAACGUGAACGGCGCCUUCUCGGAGCUGCGCAAGCUCAUCCCCACGCACCCACCCGACAAGAAGCUGAGCAAGAACGAGAUCCUGCGCCUGGCCAUGAAGUACAUCAACUUCCUGGUCAAGCUGCUCAACGACCAGGCCACUGACCGCUCCACCCAGCCACACGACGACGGCGUGCAGGACGAGGAAGAGGAGGAGGAGGAGGUUGAAGGGGAGGGCGAUGAGGAGGAAGGGGAGGAUGAGGACGUCAAGAGCGUCCGGCACGGACUGAAGCACAGCCGGCGCCCAGCCCCGCUGUGCGACAGGGACGUGGACGCCGUGAUGGCGUCACUGGGCGUGUCACCAGGCUCCAGUUGCUACGGCGACACGGACAGCGAGGAGAGCCUGGGGCCCAGGAGCGCCGAGCUCAAGGGCGGGGGCAUGAUGGAGAAGGUGAAGGAGCAGAUCCGGACGGUGGCCAUCCCCAGCCACCAGCGGUGACCCCCGCCGGCCACCCCCUGCACCCACAGACUGGACCGGAGGGACGCAAACUGACAAGUGGCCACGUGCGGGCAUAAUGGACACGGUGACUGUUGUUGUGGAUAUUUGUGUGUGCUCAAGAGUGAAACGUUUGAAAUCGUAGUUGAUAUGUAAGUGUAGUGGUUGUUCAGUUUACAGUCUUGCAGCUCAGUUGUUUUGUUUCUUGAUUCAUGGCAGCCUUAAUGACCAUAAUGUUUGUUUCUUUCUGUCCCGCAUAAUGCAGGGAACACAGAAGCAUUGCGAGGAAUAGAAUCUCAAAAAAAAAUCCCAUCUCAGUAAAAAUCAUGUCCCUUCGCGGGCUCCGUAGCAAUGAACCAUAUGUGAAUUUAUAGUGAGUCUUUUAUUUUUUACGUUUUGUAUCAAAUUUGUAUCAUAAAUAUUUCUGUCAUAAAUGACUCCAUCGUAAUGGUGUAAUGGCAAACACAUAUUUUGAUGCAGUGUGGUACAGACAAUGAGAUCAAUUAUCCCUUUAUUUCUGUGCAUUCUAUGGAUCUUAAUUCUUUGUGAGAGGUCUUUUUUACAUAUACACACAUACGCAGUAGAUAUAGAGACACCAAGAUACAUUGAACGCACAGGAAUGUUUUCUAGUUAUGACCUCAAAGGUAUAUCAUUGUUCCAAAGCAACGGAAGCAUUCAAAAACAAAAGCUGUCAUAAUACACUGUUCCAGUGCAGGUUUGUACAUAUUUGAAUUGGUCUCUAGUUAACUCUAUAAGCUCUGGAAUAGAAAUGAAUAGCAUUGUGUGGCCCAUAUCUCAUAUCUCUCUGUCAUGUUGACCAAGCAGCUUUUACUUGACGAAAGGGACAUUUCUCAGAAGGUAUUAAAGGGGCAAGGUAGCAUUUCUCUGUCUAAGCUUACAAUGGCAAAAGAUCAAUUUCAUCACAUAUAUUGACUUGAGCUGUGACUGGAAAAAGGGAAGAAAAACAUGAGCAUGUUAAUGUGUCAGAGUGAUCAUUCAGACACGUACUGUCACGUUUGAGGUUCUCUAAUUUUUACUUUUCAUGCAAGCAAUUGGGGAAAAAGUAACAUCUCCACAGUGGGAGGAUGUUGUGACAUUCAGCAUUGUAGAAAUUGUGGAAAUAAAUUAUCACUGAGCAACACUGUU
This is a messenger RNA of Alosa alosa (allis shad), 4049 nucleotides long. It is a transcript of the gene lyl1, whose product is annotated as LYL1 basic helix-loop-helix family member. NCBI's taxonomy places the organism in Eukaryota, Metazoa, Chordata, Actinopteri, Clupeiformes, Clupeidae. The transcript has 5 exons. Gene Ontology annotation, molecular function: DNA-binding transcription factor activity, RNA polymerase II-specific; protein dimerization activity; RNA polymerase II cis-regulatory region sequence-specific DNA binding. The coding region runs from base 1443 to 2906 and encodes 487 amino acids. Gene Ontology annotation, biological process: regulation of transcription by RNA polymerase II. The record is from RefSeq and is a predicted model, not a curated record.